UUAUCAAUAAUUUAUCUCCAUAUAAUUUCAUUUUGUGUCUUCUGGCUAAAGGAACGAAUACUUCCCAUCUUAGCAUUGUUUUUCAUGUAGAGAACUUGAGUAAAAGAAAAUUUGCCUAGGCCAGUUAAAAUGAACCUUCCAGAAGCCUCCCUCACAACUUGGUUCCUCAGGGGAGCACAGCCUCACAUGCACUCUGACUCCACCAAUGAUACAAAACUCUCAGCGGUAAUUCUGGCAGUUUCCUCCAGACUGUUCACUAAUUUCUUGCACCCUUUUUUGUGUUCCUCCAAUGACCCUCGCAGGAGCAGUUUAAGGAGGCUGCCCCUGUCAGGCCACAGUUCGGGCUGAAGAUGCUGCAGAAGAUGGGCUGGUCUCCUGGGGAGGGCCUUGGCAAGAAUAAGGAGGGCACUCUUGAGCCUCUUCUGCUUGACGUCAAGAUGGACAAGAAAGGUUUCCACGCCCAGGAAGAGCUGACCCCGAAGAAACAGCCGAUCCCCUUGGCUAAGGAUCUCUCCGAAGGCCAUUCCGUCUGUCUCGCCUCAGGCAAGCAUCCAGUGUCUGCCCUGGUUGAGCUCUGCUCCAAGAGGAAGUGGUCGCCCCCAGAGUUUGAGAUGGUCUUCGACUGCGGCCCCGAGCACAAGAAAAACUUUCUCAUGAAGGUAAUGGUAAACGGCCAAGAGUACAAGCCUUCAGUGGCUGCCUCAACCAAGAAGCUAGCCAAGGCAAACGCUGCCGCUGCCUGCCUCCAGUCCCUUGGCCUCUUCCCCAAGGACCCAGCCAACCCCUUAUGAUACUAGAUCUCCCAGACCAAACAAAAGUCCUUGAGGGAGUAGGGGAGGGAACAUAGUUAAAAGGGCCCCUUAAAAAGCCCAUGUGGCAUAGGAAGGCCGAGAUAGGCAUGUUUUUUAUUUGCUCUCAGUUCUUUUUUCCGUCUGUCUUUUUCUUUUUUUCUUUUUUUUAUCCAUGGUCAAGGGAUAACCCAGAAAGAUCUGCUCAGUCCCUCAUGAUACCAGAAGCCUUGAAAAUAAAUGAAUUGCAUCCUAGAAGGGAAAAGGACUAGACAAAUUAAAGGGGAGAAAAAGAAUAUUACAUGAAAUAAAUGGGUAUGGAUGUGAGAGAGCGAGAGAGAGAGAGACAGAGACAGAGUGAAAGUGAGAGAGAGUGAGUGAGUGAAAGUGAGAGAGAGAGAGAGAGUGAAAGUGAGAGAGAGAGAGAGUGAAAGUGAGAGAGAGAGAGAGAGAAAGUGAGAGAGAGAGAGAGUGUGAGAGUGAGAGAGAGAGAGAGAGUGAGUGAGUGAAAGUGAGAGAGAGUGAGUGAGUGAGAGAUAGAGAGAGAGAGAGAGAGAGAGAGAGAGAGAGAGAGAGAGAGAGAGAGAGAGAGAGAGAGAGAGAGAGAGAGAAACUCUAUAUUCUGAGGGGCAGAUUUAUGUACAAGUUUUGGUAAAGACAAAAAGAAAAUAGAUAGAUGAAAUAAAAAAAAAAAAAAAAGAAAGAAUGUAAAUCAUAUACUCCAAAGUUACACCAUGUGUUGAAGAGUGCAAAAAAUUUGGGGCAUUCAUAUCUUGUAAGUUUGUGCCCAUAAACCAUAGAGUCAUUUAGCAGUUUGUCAUGGUUAUUAUUUUCCGCUUCUCUCGCAUUUUGUAAUGUACACAAACUUUUACUUGUGUGUAUGUGUGUUGGGGGAGAGGGUGGGGGGGGGGGGUCCUUCAUACAUUUAUUUAUGUACAUAUCAAACAGCUGAUAUAUUUCAUCCCAUCAAGAAUAGUACAUGAAUGUUAUGUGGCUGUAUAAAAAAAUAUAUAUAUAACUGCAGAAAACUAUUAACAAAUUGAGUUAAUUACUAAAUUUAUUUGAGCCAUAUUUUUUGUUCAGAAAUAUCUGUUCAUUGCACAAGGAAAAGUUUUGGUAAAAUAUAUGACCAAUAGAAUGUUAAGAAAUUAGCAAUUUGUUUUUGUACAUUGUUUUUGAAAUUACUGAAAUCUUGCAAGUGUGUUGCAGAUUGGCUCUGUGGAAUGAGCUGCAAAGAGAGAAAAAAAAUGGAAAAGAAAGGUGGAAUCAUGAGUAGGGAUCAUAUAUAAGAAGAAAGGUAGUGCUGGACUGUAUUGUAAUAUCUUCCAGUCUGAGAAAAAGUGUGUGUGUGUGCAUGCAUGCAAGCUUGCAUAUGUGCGUGUAUAUACAUACAUACAUACAUACAUGCAUAUACAUAUUUACACACACACACACACACACACACACACACACACACACACACACACACACACACACACACACACACACACACACACACACACACACACACACACAAAUUGCAUAUAUAUAUAUACAUAGAUACAAAUACACAUGUAUACUUAUACACAUAUUUUUCUUGUUCUGUAAUGUUUGAAUUUUUAUUUUUAUGUAUAAUUUUUUUUUUUUUUUUUUUU
Molecule: messenger RNA, 2422 nt
Organism: Penaeus indicus
Lineage: Eukaryota; Metazoa; Arthropoda; Malacostraca; Decapoda; Penaeidae
Product: protein Son-like
Exons: 4
Coding region: 351-791 (146 amino acids)
Biological process (GO): regulation of mRNA splicing, via spliceosome; regulation of cell cycle
Molecular function (GO): RNA binding
Source: RefSeq, a predicted model, not a curated record